Molecule: messenger RNA, 3865 nt
Organism: Fopius arisanus
Lineage: Eukaryota; Metazoa; Arthropoda; Insecta; Hymenoptera; Braconidae
Exons: 5
Coding region: 469-3654 (1061 amino acids)
Cellular component (GO): nucleus
Source: RefSeq, a predicted model, not a curated record
CAAGAAUUUCCCGCGUUUUCAGGGCCUGUCCAUUGCCGCCUGGUGAAGGCCAGAUACUCCCGCUGUUUCUGUGACUGCAUUGCUCGUUCUCUCAAUUGAUUGACAUGCAAAUGGCGUUCCUGUAAACAAUCACCGGAGAUCCUCCGAGUCAUCCAUCAUUACGAGAGAUUCCACAAAUUUCCGAACUCCCAUCGUUAUCUUUCCGAUAGUGUCGAGAGUAUUUGACUUUUAUAUUCGGGUAAAUUAGACUUCACUCGGACAAAUACACGAGUUAGGGCAGGAUAAAAUAACGGGAAGUUGAGAAUCAUUAACCUUUUCGAAGCCAUAUUAGCGACAAUAACACCGACAAGGAGAGAGUCAUUUAUUUGGUGAAGGAUAGACUAAAAAUUGAUAAACAAACGAGACUCGUUAGAUCGUGGAAGAUGAUGGCGAUUAAAUGAAGAGUACAAGUUGGAAGCCACAGCUAAGAUGCCUAGGAGGGAUCGCCACAAAAUCGAUCGGCCUGUUGGCUCGGAGAAGACCUGUGUCUUCUGCAAUUCGUCGGAGGACAAUGAACUGAAAUACGGAAAGAUCCACGAGUACAAUGGUAUCAUCACUCAUUAUUACUGCCUGUUACUCUCCUCGAAUAUGCAGCAGAAGGGCGACGACGACGAGGGAAUCCUCGGAUUCCUCACUCUAGAUAUACUAAAUGAAUUGAAAAGAGGAAAAAGACUGGCAUGCUCCUACUGCAAGAAAAUCGGUGCGACCCUGGGCUGCUGUAACACAAAAUGUAAAAAAAUAUUUCACUUGCCCUGUGGCCUGAAGGCAGGCUCCCUCCACCAGUUUUUCGGUGAAUUUCGUUCAUACUGUGUGAGUCAUCGACCUAAGCAAAAAAUCGACGAGAGAAUCAGGGCCCAAAUCUCAGAUCAGCUGCUCUGCUACAUCUGCUAUGACAACGUCGAUCGAAAUAAUUUAUUCGAAACCCUGUGGGCGCCCUGUUGUAAGAAAAAUGCCUGGUUCCAUCGACUGUGUGUUCAGCAAUUGGCGAUGAGUGCUGGGUACUUCUUCAAGUGUCCAUUGUGCAACAACAAGAAGGAAUUCCAGAAGGCUAUGCUGGAUAAUGGAAUAUUCAUACCAUGCCAGGAUGCCUCGUGGGAGCUAGUACCCAAUGCAUUCCAGGAAUUAUUGUACAGACAUAACAGGUGUGACGCCAGCCAGUGCAUCUGCUCAAAGGGCAGGACCUACACGAGUUCAAAUCCCAAGUGGGAGCUGAUUCUUUGUCGAUCUUGUGGCUCCCAGGGUGUACACGUUGCUUGUGGAAGACUCAAAUGGGGUGAUGCCACUUGGGACUGCAGGGAAUGCUGUGUUAUUCUCAACAAGACGGAGGCGAACUCUGAGGAAACGAGGAUGUCUAGUAAUUCCACACCCUCUGUAGCUGAAUCUACGAAGAAUGAUUCCUGUCAGUCGGACAGCGAGGGCUCGGACUCUGACAUUUCUGUAGGAGUGGAGGAGCCAGUUUAUGGACCGACCCCCUGGCCCACCAACUCUCACACUCCCCCUCAAGCUGCCAUUCGCCCAGGGCCUAAAUCCUUCAAACUGAAACAACAAAAAAUGAUGAGGGAGAUGUCUGAAAGCCAUUCAGAAGGAACGAGUAGCGAAGCGUCUUCAUGGGCCAGAGGUGGAGUUCAGAGACUCCAAAAUCCUUCAUCAUCUAGUAGGCACUGCCAACCCAAUGCGAGAAUAAUACCAGGAAGCUCCACCUGCCCCGAAGAACUCGUCAUCCUGGACAGUGACGAGGAAUUUCUACCAGAUAAAUCACCACCACCAAUAUCUCACAUCACAGAGAACAUGCUGAUGAAAAAUAAUGAAGUCACUAUUUCAUCGAAACCUGUGACGUUAACUAGUAGUUCAACAAAUCAGUCGAUUGGAUACAUUGCCUUUGGGCCCUCGGAUGACCCCACCAUCAUUGGAAACAUUCAAAUGCCCAGUGCAACCUCUCCCUCAGCCCUAUCCCCGAAUCCUACUUUUGCAAAUUAUCCAGAGGCUUUCACACAGAAUCAACCCCCCAAGAGUCCCCUCAUGGCCAUACAAAUCACGAAUGUAACUUCAGUGCCUCUCGAAGAGUUUGGGAAAGUGGAACCCCAGGAUGUACCAGUCUCAUCAACAUUAAACACUACUCCAGAGAUUGUCGAUGUUGAAUCGGAUAACGAGGAUAUAAGCUAUACUCUGUCGAUGGCUCAGCAACUGACACGGGCGAGUACAGAAAUGGAGCAGGGGAAUGUCGAACAACAGACGAAUCGAGAGAAGAGACCAGCACAGACUCUACCAGAGGAUCAGAACGCAGUUGAUGAAAAUUCAACAUCCCAAGUGCCAACAGUGGAUCUAAAGAGACCGAGAACCGACCACCCCUCCGAGAGAGUUCAAAACACACCUCAGUCCAGCAAUCUUCCAGAUAGGCCUUACAUUCAUGGAGUGGCUCUGGAUAGGGCAGCAAUCGUUAACGUCCUGGGAAAGAAAUUCGUCCUUCCACUGACAGACGAAUCUCGGGUCACAGUCAACAAUACGUGGGUACCCAAUUACGACGGGGAUGCAGGCACCAAACCUGCAGGGGAAACGGAGCCAAUCACCAGAUAUCCAAGUGAUCGAGCCGACUCCAUGGAGAUUCGAUCAGGAGCCACAGUAUGUGAUGGCUACGAACCCGCCUCAACUGAUCCCGGAACCAACCUCGACACACCAAUCCACACAGGGGCCAAUACUCCAGCCUCACAUUAUUCAGAUCGACUGAGCAACAAUUCAGUUUCCCUGAAGGAUUUGAAAUUUCGAGUUUGUGGAAGUCGCUCUCUGAAGAUGACUGUUAAUGAUAUAAUUACGAUGAACCUGGAGCUCGACACGGGCCAAUACCGCCGGCCAGGUCCCAAAUGUGCAGUUUGGAGAAGACGCAAUGGAUCUUCGCUGGUACGGCGGUCCUCCCUUGCAGUCCACGAGAGUAGAAAUCAAUCUGAACCUAACAGUAUAGAGAGCCCAACGCGAGAGUCGAGUUCCAAAUUUACGAAGUCUCCAGAACGUCGGAAAACUAACAGCUUGAAGGAGAACUUGGCACCAGAGAUGAGUGACAACGGCUACCUCUCUCCGAGUCCUGAGAGAAAAAUCAAACGACUGAGACUUGACAGCGAGGGAGCCUCGAUACACUUUGAGUCAGGAUAUACAAAAGGUUCCUCCAUUCUCGUAAAUGGGGAUCAUCCAGGGACUAGCAGAGACGGCUUGAAAGAGCUCUCCCACUCGUUGAUUAAUCAGCGGCGGGAAUGUCUCAGACACUCCUCCAAGGUCAGAUCAACUGAAGUCUCUCAAUCAUGUCACAUACCAAAAGAUAAAGAGGGCCUUCCUGUUAGCAUAGAAUUGAGUAGAAUUCAGCCCCUCCUCCUGUCGAAACCAGCAUUAUUCGAGGGAAACGUUACAUUAUUACCUCGUCAAUUAGUUAAAUUCCAUAGCAUAAGUGAUUUGAGGGGCUCCUCAUCCUCUGGGAAUCAUUACAAAGGGUUCCUCAGGCGAACCAAGAGCCUGAACAAUCUGCUAUCGUUGAGCAGUCCAGAGAUUUUUUAUACAAACGUUAAUGAUAAUCAAACAAAUCCCCAAAGACGAGGACAGAAACGCAAGAAGCUCGAUUGUAUGAGAUAAUUUUUAAAGCGCCUCCAACGAAUUUAUUUCACCUACCCAGAUCAAUUGGAAUUUAUGAUUUAUGAAAGAUAUUGUGUAUUUAUAUUGCAAGCCACGUAUUUCGCUCAUGUAUGGCCUUCGUUGCAAUGUUAUGCUGGUUUGUUUUGUCGACACAUGCCUGAAUUCAUCGAUUGAACACUCAUGGUUACAAUAAACUAUUUUUAUUAAGAAA